AUGAAUCCAUUGGUGGUCCUGGUGCUCUGUCUCUCCUGUUUGCUUCUCCUUUCAGUAUGGAGACAGAGCUCUGGGAAAGGGAAGCUCCCACCUGGCCCCACUCCUCUCCCAAUUAUUGGAAAUAUCCUACAGAUAGAUGUUAAGAACAUCGCCAAAUCUUUAAGCAAUUUCUCAAAAAUCCAUGGCCCUGUGUUCACUGUUUAUUUUGGCAUGAAGCCCACGGUUGUGUUGCAUGGAUAUGAAGCAGUGAAGGAAGCCCUGAUUAAUAUGGGAGAGGAGUUUUCUGGAAGAGGCAGUUUCCCAGUGAUGGACAAAUUUAAUAAAGGACAUGGAAUCAUUUUCAGCAAUGGAAAGAGAUGGAAAGAGACCCGGCGUUUCUCACUCAUGACCCUGCGGAAUUUUGGGAUGGGAAAGAGGACCAUUGAGGAAUGUAUUCAAGAGGAAGCCCGCUGCCUUGUGGAGGAGCUGAGAAAAACCAAUGCCUCACCCUGUGAUCCCACUUUUUUUCUGGGCUGUGCUACUUGCAAUGUGAUCUGCUCCAUUGUGCUCCAGAAUCGUUUUGAUUAUAAAGAUCAGAAUUUUCUAAACUUGAUGGAAAAAAUCAGUGAAAAUCACAGGUAUCUGAGCUCUCCAUGGAUGCAGAUCUGCAAUAAUUUCCCUUUUCUCAUCAAUUAUUUCCCGUGGAUUACAAACAAAUUCUUUAAAAAUUUGGUGUAUAUGAAAAAUUAUAUUUUGGAGAAAGUAAAAGAACACCAAGAAUCACUCGAUGUUCACAAUCCUCGGGACUUCAUUGAUUGUUUCCUGACCAAGAUGGAGCAGGAAAAGCACAAACAGCAUUUGGAGUUUACCUUUGAAAACGUGGUAAUUACUGCACUUGAUUUGUUUGGAGCUGGCACAGAGACCACAAGCACCACCCUGAGAUAUGGACUCCUGCUCCUGCUGAAGCACCCAGAGGUCACAGCUAAAAUCCAGGAAGAGAUUGAACGAGUGAUUGGCAGACACCGGAGACCCUGCAUGCAGGACAGGAGUGACAUGCCCUACACAGAUGCUGUGGUGCAUGAGAUCCAGAGAUACAUUGACCUUAUCCCCAUCAACGUUCCCCAUGGGGUGACCUGUGACAUUAAAUUCAGAAACUACAUCAUCCCUAAGGUAAGCUUCUUUCUCCUAUAUUCCAACUCAGUGCUCUUGAAAUUCCCAAGUGCACAGUGUGAUUCCACACCUCUAUCCACAUGA
Messenger RNA from Galeopterus variegatus (Sunda flying lemur), 1233 nucleotides. Its product is annotated as cytochrome P450 2C19-like. The transcript is spliced from 7 exons. Gene Ontology annotation, molecular function: heme binding; oxidoreductase activity, acting on paired donors, with incorporation or reduction of molecular oxygen, reduced flavin or flavoprotein as one donor, and incorporation of one atom of oxygen; iron ion binding. The record is from RefSeq and is a predicted model, not a curated record. Gene Ontology annotation, biological process: xenobiotic metabolic process. NCBI's taxonomy places the organism in Eukaryota, Metazoa, Chordata, Mammalia, Dermoptera, Cynocephalidae. Gene Ontology annotation, cellular component: cytoplasm; intracellular membrane-bounded organelle. Bases 1 to 1233 code for a protein of 410 amino acids.